Molecule: messenger RNA, 1161 nt
Organism: Lampris incognitus (smalleye Pacific opah)
Lineage: Eukaryota; Metazoa; Chordata; Actinopteri; Lampriformes; Lampridae
Gene: hoxd11a
Product: homeobox D11a
Biological process (GO): regulation of transcription by RNA polymerase II; anatomical structure development
Cellular component (GO): nucleus
Molecular function (GO): DNA-binding transcription factor activity, RNA polymerase II-specific; RNA polymerase II cis-regulatory region sequence-specific DNA binding
Source: RefSeq, a predicted model, not a curated record
AUGCGCGGUAAUUUUCGUCUGGCCGGACCACAUGACGCAAUUACCUCCGGAAUCGAUCGAGAUGAGUUGCAGGUCCGCGUGUGCGCUUCCGACUCUCUGAGCCGCCCCCCCCCCCCCUUCGCCCGGACCCUCUCGCCCUUUGCGGCGCCUUGCGGUUUUGCGAUAGAUGGGGGAAGUUUGACGCGCUCCGAGCCCGACGGAUUCGCCUCUUUCGCUCGUCCGCAAGACGGGGGGGGACGUGGAGAGAUGACGGAGUACGAGGAUCGCGGCGGCUGCGCGUCCAACAUGUAUUUGCCGAGUUGCACUUAUUACGUCUCGACGCCCGAUUUCACAUCAGUCUCCUCCUUUUUACCGCAGACCACCUCGUGCCAGAUCAAUUUCCCCUAUUCCGCCAACAUCGCUCAGGUCCAACCGGUUCGGGAGGUCGCUUUCAGGGAUUACGGACUGGACCAUCCGAGGAAAUGGCACUACAGGGGCAAUUACGCGUCCUACUACUCCGCGGACGACAUCAUGCACCGGGACCUGGUGCAGCCGUCGAGCCGGGCGGACGUGAUCUUCAAAAACGACCCCUUGUACGGCGGCCACCACCACCACCACCACCACCACCACCACCGCGGCGGCGGCGGCGGGGCCGGCGGCGGCGGGGCCGGCGGCUCGCCCUGCAACUUCUUCGCCAACGUCGGCCGCAACGGGGUCCUCCCUCAGGGGUUCGACCAGUUUUUCGAGACUCUGAACUCGGAGAAGUCCGAGUCCGAGCACCCCAAACAAAAGACGGACCACCACGCCGCCGCCGCCGCCGCCGCCGCCCUCGCGAGCGGUGAUAACCAGACUUUAAACAAAGAAGAGGACGGACCGCCAGACACGGACCCGACCGAGACCGUGGACGAGGACGCGUCUUCCAACUGCGGCGACAAGAGCAACGAACAGAGCGCAGCCCGGUCCAGGAAAAAGCGGUGCCCCUACUCCAAAUACCAGAUCCGGGAACUUGAACGAGAAUUCUUCUUCAACGUGUACAUAAACAAGGAGAAGCGCCUCCAGCUGUCCCGGAUGCUGAAUCUGUCGGACCGCCAGGUGAAGAUCUGGUUCCAGAACAGGAGAAUGAAAGAGAAAAAACUCAACCGGGACCGCCUGCAGUAUUUCACCGGGAACCCUCUGUUCUGA